CACCGGUGGCUCCCAUCCCUCAUCCCUCGGAGAGGCGCCCGCAGCAGAGACCCGCCGCGCAGGGACGCCAGCCCGCCAGCCACGAUGCUAGGUAGCAAGCGAGUGGGGCUGUGUGGACUGACCCUGGCUCUGUCCCUACUCGUGUGUUUGGGCAUGCUGGCUGAGGGGUACCCCUCCAAGCCGGACAAUCCAGGCGAGGACGCACCAGCGGAGGACAUGGCCAGGUACUACUCGGCUCUGCGACACUACAUCAACCUCAUCACCAGGCAGAGAUAUGGCAAGAGAUCUAGCCCCGAGACACUGGUUUCAGACCUUCUAAUGAGAGAAAGCACAGAAAAUGUCCCCAGAACAAGGCUUGAAGACCCUUCCAUGUGGUGAUGGGAAAUGAAGUGUACUCUCCCGACUUUUCCUGUUUUCCAUCCACGUCUCUUCUCAUCCUGUGACACCAAUCUGCCCCACCAAUGCAUGCAGCCACCAGGGCUGGAUUCUGCAUCGUUUUCCUUGUCAUUGUAUAUAUGUGUGUUUAAAUAAAGUAUCAUGCAUUCAAAAAUG
Molecule: messenger RNA, 552 nt
Organism: Psammomys obesus (fat sand rat)
Lineage: Eukaryota; Metazoa; Chordata; Mammalia; Rodentia; Muridae
Gene: Npy
Product: neuropeptide Y
Exons: 4
Coding region: 85-378 (97 amino acids)
Biological process (GO): neuropeptide signaling pathway; feeding behavior
Cellular component (GO): extracellular region
Molecular function (GO): neuropeptide hormone activity; neuropeptide Y receptor binding
Source: RefSeq, a predicted model, not a curated record